AAACACGGCAGCAGGCUCGAGCGAAGGGGCGCGCAUCUCGCGCGGGGCUGGUACGCGCAGAGCAGACGUAGCUGCGACACUGCUGGCGAGGCGAAGACGCGUCUACGGCCGAGAGGAUGCAGUGAAGGAAAAAGCCUCAAUUUCCCAGCUAAUUUACGUCGGUGCGCCACGGCAACUAUAAGAAAAUAUCGACGAAAAUGAGCGUGGUCAAAGCCGGGCACGACGGCAGGGUCGACGGCGGGAGAGGCAGCCACAUCGACGGCAGCGGCAGUGGCGGCUCCCCGAGGCUCCAGCAGUGCGCUCAGCCUCCCAACAACAGCGGCAGCAGCAGCAGCAGCAGUCGGACCAAAGAUGCCAGAUACCAGCAACAGCUCCAGCAGCAGAGGCAUCAUGGUGGGUCGAUGCUGAAACAACCAUCACUCAACGAGCCCGCCGACGUCGUGCGACGGGCUCUGGACUUCAAGUGCCAAGGGACCCAGUGCUACAAAGAUAAGAAGUACCGAGAGGCGAUUGGCAAGUAUCACCGCGCUCUGCUGGAGAUUAAGGGGCUGUGUAGGGUGCUGGGGGAUCCGGACACCACCUCCAAGCCCCCGUCCACCCUCCUACCAACCAUCAGCAAGUCCAGCACGCUGACAGAUGAGCAGAAGGGGGCCAUGGAGAAUGCAGAGCUGGAGUGUUACAACAGCUUGGCCGCCUGCCUGCUGCAAAUGGAGCUGGUGAACUAUGAAAGGGUGAAGGAAUACUGUCUGAAAGUGCUUCAUAAGGAAGGGAAGAACUUCAAAGCUCUGUACCGAUCCGGCGUUGCGUACUACCACCUAGGAGACUUCCAGAAGGCCCUGUUCUACCUGAAGGAGUCACACAAACAGGAACCAUCAGACACCAAUGCCAUCCGCUACAUCCAGCUGACAGAGAUGAAGAUUCGCCGGAAUGCUCAAAGGGAAAAGAAAGAGGCGACAUAAGCACUGGCUGAGUGACGACGUUCCAGCCCGACUGUGUGCCACCCAGACCUUACACACCAUGGUUCAGAGGUCUUGGUGUGAAACGAUAUUUGUUUGCUUUUGCCUUGCACAGCAUCCGGUUUCCAGUUAUGUGAUUGAACUUCAUCAUUGCGUGCUUGAAGCAUUUAAAAAAAAAAAAAAAAACAACAUUCAUCAGUACCAGAUUCUGAGUUUUCUGUCUCCGAACCGAUAAAUGUAUCUAGUAUGAAUCCAUCCCGAGUAUUUUUUACCCAUUACGAACAGAUGCACUGCCAGUCCAAACAUUGCACUUACAGGCCAAACCUUGUGAUAAGAGACAGGAGCAACAAGUUCCAUAGUGAGUCCAGCAUGUCUGCAGGCGAGUGGAACUGUAAAAUAGCACGUGCCCUCGCUCAAGAUGUCUCUCGAAUGCCAUGGAGGAAAUGAGUAACAACCACCUACACCCCCAUACUUUGGUUUUAAAAGUACAAGAAAAACAUUUUUCUAUAUCUCUCUCGAUUCUAUCUGAAGCAAAGGUGCUUUCAUUGAGUAGGUUUCUAACUCAAAAUGUGUAGGCAAGGACAUCAAGAGCACAUGCUCAGCACCUGCUAAUUGCAGUAUGAACUUAAGAGACAUAUCACAAAAUGUAAAUAGGCUACUUUAUAUAAAUCAUAAAAAAUGUAAUGGAGAGACAAGCUAUGUACUUAUUGAUGCCAAAACACUUCAUUCACAGCAAUUACUGUAAAGGUAUGCGUGUAACAAAUGUGUCUAUUGAUUGGAGUAUUUUUGUUGUUGUGAUGAAGCAGUGGAUUUCCCUUUAAUUUUUCAUGUUCAUUUUUUCUCCUAUGUUCCUUAAAAAAAGCUAAAAAUAGAUCUAUGGAAAAAUGCUGAUGAAAGCACAUGUGUAAAUAAAGAAGUGAACCAAAA
Messenger RNA from Etheostoma cragini (Arkansas darter), 1883 nucleotides. RefSeq names its product tetratricopeptide repeat protein 9A. Gene Ontology annotation, molecular function: protein binding. The coding region runs from base 198 to 959 and encodes 253 amino acids. The transcript has 3 exons. NCBI's taxonomy places the organism in Eukaryota, Metazoa, Chordata, Actinopteri, Perciformes, Percidae. The record is from RefSeq and is a predicted model, not a curated record.